UAUAGAUGGCGAUACCAAAGAUAACUGACAGUUCUUAUGUUAAAUACUAUCAUUUAAUUUAGUGUUUAUGUGUAAAUAAAUAAAACUAAUUCAUUUUGUUUGUUUUGUGAAAGAAUAACAUAGUAGAAUGUCUGCUGCAAUGUGGACAGCAGAAUGGUUUUUAUUAGGUCGAGAUGCAUAUUACAGAAAAUUUGAGAUAUAUUCAAUGGCUUGGCAAAAUGAAGUAAAUGUAGAACAUUAUAUAGCGACAGCAGCGUCUUACGGAGGACCUAUUGCUAUUAGAAGGGACGAUCAAAAGUUUUUAAAAGUUCAAGGUUCUGGGCAACCGAUUAUAACUGUAUACUCAGGAUCUGGAAAACAGAUAUCAUCCUUUAAGUGGACUAGACGGCCUAUUGUUCAUAUGGGUUGGACAAAUGAUGAAGAGUUGUUAUGUAUUCAAGAAGAUGGCAUGUUGGUUAAACAUAAUAUGUUUGGAAAAUUUCUACAUACAUUUAAUAUAAGUCAAAAAAUUCAGGAUUCCAAAGUAAUUGACGCUAAAAUUUUUAUUAGUCCACAAAAUUUCACUGGAAUUGCUGUAAUGACUUCAAAUUUCAAGAUAUUUGUAGUUAAUAAUAUUGAAGACCCAAAAACUAGACAGUUAUCAGAUUUGCCAAGGUCAGGAAUUCAUCCUACUAGCUGGACUAUAGUUUCUGAAGACACUACUGAAGUUUUAUUAGCUCGAGGUGUUGAACUAUACAGAUUAAAACAAGAUGAACACCAUACAAGUUCUAUGUUGGAGCCAGAUAUAAUGAACAAAUAUACAUCAAUAAUAAAAAUGUCUGUUUCUCUAAAUGCUGGUCAUCUAGCUUUGUUUACUGAUUCUGGUUAUUUAUGGUUAGGAUCUACUGAUUUGAGGAAGAAAUAUUGUGAAAUUGAUUGUGAUAUUAUAUAUACUCCCAAGCAGAUGCUCUGGUGUGGUAAUGAGGCUGUUGUUCUAUAUUGGGAGAAAGAUAAUACAUUCCUGAUAGUGGGCAAACAUGGUAAUAAAGUAGCACAUUUUUAUGACAGUUCCGUAUUUUUAGUACCAGAAAUAGAUGGUAUUAGAAUAAUAUCUAAUACUCACCAUGAAUUGCUACAAAAAGUUCCUGAAGUUGUACAAAAAAUAUUCAGGAUAAAUAGUACAGAACCUGGUAGUUUUCUACUGGAAGCUUCGAAACAAUUUCAAAAAGGUAGUCACAAGGCUAACGAAUAUAUUUGUUUGGUAAAAAAUGAUUUAGAAACAGCUGUUAAUCAAUGUAUAGAAGCUGUAGGAUAUGAAUUUGAUACGGAUAUUCAAAAAACGCUUAUAAGAGCAGCACAAUUUGGUAAAUGUUUCAUACCAGAUAUGAGGUCUGAUAGUUAUGUGGAGAUCUGUAGAUUAUUGAGAGUUUUAAAUGCCGUUAGAGAUCCGAAGGUUGGCAUACCAAUUACAAUUACACAAUUUAAUUAUAUGGGAAGAAGGAAACAAGGUAUAUUAAAACGACUGAUUACCAGAAAUUAUUAUUAUCUUGCUUUACAGAUUGCUCGGUACCUCAAACUCCCUGAAAAAGAAGGUAUUAGCUAUAUUUUAGUGCAUUGGGCUAAAUAUAAGGUUAGUCAAUCACAUUUAGAAGAAGAAUCUGUUGCAAGAGAAAUAGCUGAAAAAUUGGGUUAUUCUUCAGGAAUCUCUUACAGUGAAAUUGCUAGUACUGCUUCGGACUACGGAAGAAGAAAAUUGGCCAUCAAGCUUUUAGAUUAUGAAUCGAAAGCGAGUGAUCAAGUUCGAUUGCUACUAGAGCUAGGAGAAAAUACUCCAGCAUUGGUUAAAGCCAUAGAAAGUGGUGAUACUGAUUUAAUUUAUAUGGUGAUAUUGAAGUUGAGAGAAAAAAUGCCAUUGGGAGAUUUUAAGAUGACAAUUAGAAAUUUCCCUGUAGCUCAAUCUUUGUAUAUAAAAUAUUGUAAAGAGCAUCACACACAAGCACUGAACGAAAUAUACAUUCAAGAAGACGAUUUUUGUGCUCAAGCCGAAACUUUUAUUCUGGAAAGUUUAGACGACAAGAAGGAACACAUGAAAGAUGCUCUACUCACUUCUGCGCUGGAAGCUUACAAAAAAGGUAGAAAAGAUCUUUACGUCGCGAUGUGUGACGAAACUAUUAAGUUGAUACGAUUUCAAAGGGAAGUGGAAGAUAAAGUACCUGGAGCAAAGAAUAAAUUCAAAGGAAAAUCUGUACACGAAACUUGCAAAUUAUUAUUAGAAAUGAAAGAAACUAAAUUACCCGAGAAAUUCAAAAAUGAUUUCAAAAUACCAGAUAAAAGAUAUUGGUGGUUGAAGAUAAGUAGUUUAGCUAAUCAAGAAAAUUGGCUUGAAUUAGAGAAAUUCUCGAAGCUGAAAAGAUCCCCUAUUGGAUAUGCGCCGUUCGUAGACGUCUGUUUACAAAAUGGAAAUAAGGAGGAGGCUCUUAAAUAUUUACCAAAAGUUAAUGAAGAUAUAAAAGUCAAAUAUUGCAUAAAAGCAGGUUGUUUUGAUGAAGCGGCCGAUAUAGCUUUUCAACAGAGAGAUAUGCAAAGCCUUCUUUACAUCAAAAGUAAAUGCGGAUAUCAAUUAAGUCAAAAUCAACUAGUCGAAAGAAUUAACGCCAUGGUACGUCAAUUGGAUUCCAAAAAGUAGAUUAUAUGAACUGGCCUCUAUUAUGAUUACCUCAGAGAAUGGAAUUCCAAUACUGUUUUUUACGUUUCUGUUUCUCACAUUGGAUUUAACUGACCUUUAUGCUAACUUGUUUAAUCAUUGUAUAUUAUUGUUAUAUUUAUGAAUAAAUAAAAAUAUAGUUUCAAAAAUGAAUUAAA
Molecule: messenger RNA, 2841 nt
Organism: Diorhabda carinulata
Lineage: Eukaryota; Metazoa; Arthropoda; Insecta; Coleoptera; Chrysomelidae
Gene: Vps16A
Product: vacuolar protein sorting-associated protein 16 homolog
Exons: 15
Coding region: 128-2665 (845 amino acids)
Biological process (GO): intracellular protein transport; endosomal transport; vacuole fusion, non-autophagic
Cellular component (GO): lysosomal membrane; endosome; HOPS complex
Molecular function (GO): actin binding
Source: RefSeq, a predicted model, not a curated record